AUGGAUUGGAUUGGACAUGGUGGAAGUGAUGGACUGCAUGCCUAUGUGCAUUCGCUUGACGAUGCUGUGACUGACAUGAAAAUGUUUCUCGGGAGAGUUUUAGCCGAAAAUUCAAAACUCCCGUGUUUUUGCUUUGGACACUCGACUGGUGGUGCCAUAAUCUUGAAGGCAGUACUUGAUCCAAAGGUGAGUGAAUGUUUAUCAGGCAUCAUACUAACUUCACCUGCAGUAGGAGUUCAACCAUCCCGUCCAAUUUUUUCCGUGCUUGCCCCGGUAUUUUCCUUCUUGUUACCGAGAUUUCAGUUCAGUGCAGCAGACAAGCAGGGUAUUGCAGUUUCUCGGGAUCCAGAGGCACUUGUAGCCAAGUAUUCGGAUCCACUAGUAUUCACAGGAUCUAUAAGGAUAAGAACUGGUUAUGAAAUUCUUCGAAUUACUUCCUAUUUGCAAAAGAAUUUGAGCUGGUUAACAGCACCAUUUUUUGUGCUACAUGGAACUGCUGAUUCUGUAACUGACCCCAAAGCCUCCGAGAAACUCUAUGAUGAGGCUUCUUCGAGUGACAAGACGAUCCAGCUCUAUGAAGGAUAUGACAUAUUCUUUAAGGCAGCUUCUGCAGAGUUGAAUGCAGAUAGCCAUUCAGUUAUUAUGGUCCUACACUGGGCUGUUGCAUUUGAAGCUGCAAUCAGCAAAUACGGUGGAGCUAGUGCUGGUUAUCGUACAUUAUUGGAUGCUCUUUUUCCAGCAUCGUUAGUUCUCAAAGAGAAAUUGACUGCUGGAGAUUAUCACAUAGGAGCAUUUGUUCUUUCUGCUGAAGCAGCAGUGUCUGGUGCUGAAUCAACUAAAGACAAGCUUGGACAGUUGAAAAGUAAGUUGCUUCUUUUGAAGCUAAAGCUGGCCGUUCUUCACGUCUCAACUGAUAUUCUUGCACCAGUUCCUGACCCGGGUGCCAUGGCUGCGGCUUCAUGGUACAAAGCAGCAGCCUUAGCCGUAAAGGAUAAAUACCGGGCUUCAUGA
This is a messenger RNA of Fraxinus pennsylvanica, 1011 nucleotides long. The record is from the annotation of a GenBank genome assembly. NCBI's taxonomy places the organism in Eukaryota, Viridiplantae, Streptophyta, Magnoliopsida, Lamiales, Oleaceae.